Prorocentrum cordatum is the source of this 641-nucleotide messenger RNA. The record is from the annotation of a GenBank genome assembly. Lineage: Eukaryota; Dinophyceae; Prorocentrales; Prorocentraceae.
CGUGCCAGUGCUGGGCGAGAUGGCUUACGACGCGGUGGGCGAUGCCAAGCUCACCUUCGAGGCCGUGAAGAAGGUCGGGCUGUCAAUUCAGGGCGACCUGGCGAUUCUCGACCUUCCCCUAGUGCCGAUCUCGCGCGGUGGCACCGCGAAGCUCGUUGCGUUUGCGGACGUGAUGAUAAGUCACGAGGGCGCCUUCGAUUUUGCACAGGUGCACGAGUUGUGCUCUCAGGGCCGCUUCAAAGACGUGCAGCCGCCCCUUGCUUUCAAGUGCGGGCCAGGCGACGCUCAGUUCCGCAUCUUGAAGGUGAUCGAUUCGAGAAAAAACAGGGUCGGUGCCGCGACCGUCCUGGCCUUUGCGAGCACCGAGGUGGGCGAUACCGACUGCGGCGAGAUCAAUGGGACUGGUGCUGUGGCUUUCCAGCUCAUGCUGGAUAAUCUGGAGGAGUUUCCAAUCAGGCGCUUUACGCUGAAGCCGCAGCACGUGCGAAAGCAGCUUUUGGAACAGGGCGAGCGUAGCGAAGGGCGUGUGUUCAUCCGCGAACACGGCCUGCGCCGUAACAAGAGGAGCCAGUUCGUGGAAUGGGCAGAUACUAGGGUGAACGCAGAAGGGGUCGAAUUUUCACGGCUGACCCGCUGCACAG